AUGUGUCAAUUAGAAAAAGACACAUUUUGUAAAUAAAAUGAUUUUAAUUAAUUUAUUAUAUGACACAAAGAGAAGAGGUAUUGUAUAUAUUAUUUUAAUUAUAAUAAGACACCAUAUUUCAGAGAGUGUUAAAAAUUAGGUGGUAUUCAAUAGAAGGACAUCUAUCUAUCUCCAACAAAGGCAGCAACAUAUUUGUAUCUACUUAAUCAUGUAAGAAAUAUGAAGUAUGUCAAAGUGUGAUAAGAGUGUUGCCAUGCAAUUUGCUAAAAGACGGGUCUGCAAAUGGGAUACAACAAUUGAAUAAGAUGGACCAGCCACUUGUAGAAUCCUUGUUCCUGUUCAGAAGAGAGAAGUAUUGAUCAAAUAAUAAUUUAGAAAUGCAUUCAUGGUUGGCAGAAUGUAGGGUAUGAAGUGUUUUAUUAGAACAAGGAUACAAUUGCAGAUCAAAAACAGUUGAAUUUGGAUUAUGAAAAUGAUGAGAUCUAAUAUUAAUUAGAGAAUAAUGAGAGGAUGCUCACCAAUGAUUUUAAGUAUCAGAUGAAGAAUUUAGCGAAGUUCUACAAGGAACUAAAUCAAAAAUAUAGAUUGAAUGUUCAGGAUCCGGAUUUUAAAGAAAGAGUUUAGAAAGCGAAGGAAUAGUUACAAAGACAAAGAAAUAAACCGUUGCAGUACUUUAAGAAAGAUGGUGUGAAAUUCGUAGAAUUGCUGCAUGAACUUAUUUAAGCUGAUAAACGACAACCUACAUUGUUAGAAAGAUUCAAAGCAUUCAAUCAAUUAAAAGCAUCGCAAUUUAGAAUCAAAGAGAAACUGCCUGAAAAGCUGUAUAAUAAAACAACGAAUGAUGAAGAUUCAACUCCUAGAAGCAGGAACAAAUUGCUGAAAAAAUCUUGUAAGUUUAUAGGGUAAACAAGCAGAAAUGUGACAGAUACAUUGAAAAUGAAAUUUCAAUUAAAAGAUAAAUCCUAUCAUAUGUCUAAACAAUUCGAUAAUUACACUCCAAAUCUCCUCAAAGUAUAAUCCCAAUCAUCAAUAUCUUUUCAUAAAAAGAAUAAAACAGACAACGAAGAAUAUCUUGAUCAACAACUCGAAAAAUUCGCAAGUAGAAUGAUAUAACCUCAAUCUAAUGUUUAAGAAAUUAGCACUGAAAACAUCAACAGAUUAAUUGAAGUAAUUAUUAUAAAAUACAUUGAAAGAGUAAAUCUAAUUUAAAGUAAUUAUGUCUCAAAAAGAUAUAAUCCAAAACGUUGAUUGCUCAAUCAGAACAUCGUAGUAAAACUGAGAGACAGGAAUCAGAUUGUAAUGUUUUAUUCACCUCAAGAUCAAGAGAUAAGGAUUCUACAAAGGCGUCUAUCAUUUUUAAGCGAUCUUAAUUGCUUACAUCUUUUACCAAUAAAUCAGAUUGUAUUAAAUGAUGAUUUAUAUUUAUA
This is a messenger RNA of Paramecium octaurelia, 1427 nucleotides long. Lineage: Eukaryota; Ciliophora; Oligohymenophorea; Peniculida; Parameciidae. The record is from the annotation of a GenBank genome assembly.